Molecule: messenger RNA, 6467 nt
Organism: Osmerus eperlanus (European smelt)
Lineage: Eukaryota; Metazoa; Chordata; Actinopteri; Osmeriformes; Osmeridae
Exons: 10
Coding region: 444-3155 (903 amino acids)
Biological process (GO): protein ubiquitination; replication fork processing
Cellular component (GO): nucleus; site of DNA damage
Molecular function (GO): ubiquitin protein ligase activity
Source: RefSeq, a predicted model, not a curated record
AAACAGAACUACCCUAUAUGGCGUGCAGCCCAGCGGCUCUGCUAAUAUGUUUUAUACCGUUUAGGAAUAUCAACUAAAAAAGAGGCAAAAUAAUGAUGAUGCUGAAGACUACCGAUGCGUGUAAGAAGCUCUGAACUUCCCUAGCGCUCGCGGUCUCCAGGGUUGACUCCGGGCUCCUCACGUGAUUGACGCCAGCAGCGGAAACUACGGGGAUGGAGGCGGUAUGAGCAGCAGCAAGGAGAAAUGGUCACGUUCAGGAGACGCGACAAAUUCACCCCAAAACGGUCUCUGUCCCGGCUGGUUUUUAGAGAGCGCACCGAGGAUUACCGAGUUACUAUAAUCGGUUUGUAAUAAUCCCACCGAGACAGCCACGGUCUGCGGGGAGGAGAGAAGGAUCCUGCGCGGGUACCGGAGGCGGCGAUGGGAGAGUCAGUACCGCAGAGAUGAUGCGCCUCGUACUCGAUUGCUUGCGAACACCAAGGCAACGGGCAUCUAACGGCGAGAGGGAGAAGACCUCACUGGAGCAGGAUGAGAGAGUCAUACAGAAGACAAGCGAUAUCAGGGAGCUGGAGGAUGCGGUGCAGGUUGAGGGCAUCGAGCUGCAGGAGCAGCACUCGGACAAGCUGGAGCUGGAGCAGACCCUGGAGCGCCUGGAGAAGCACAGGGCUGAGCUGGAGGAGCAAAUCAAACGCACCCGGCUGCAAUGCUUCCAGGAGAGCCAGGAGAUCCUGUCUCUCCAGGCAGAGGAGGUGAAGAGAGAGACCACGGUGGAGGAGUACGAGUGGGAGCUGGCCAGGGCACGCAGGAGGCUGAAGAGGCUGAAAGAGGAAGUGAGGUCGGCACAGCAGAAGGUGGAGGAGGCGGGCGAACGCACAGUCCCGCUGCAGGAGGCCAUCAGCCAAUCAUAUGAGGAAAUCUUAGAGGAGGAGAGAAGGCUGCAGGUGCUGUCUGGAGAGAGACCAGGAGAUGCUGCUCUUACACCUGACUUCCAGAAGGGGGAGUCGGAGGACCUGUCUCCCCCAUCCUGCACGACAGAGGAAGUCCCUGUCAGACCCUGGGGAAGGAGCCAAUCACUGCCUGCCUACGCUGAUGUCAUCCUGAGGAGGUGUGGUUCAUCCUGCCUCACUAACAACCCCCUGAGUGAGACUCAGGAGGACGAGGAUGAGGACGAGGCCUCCGUAUCCAGCACACCAAAGAUAAUCCCAUGUGAAUGUGGGGAGGAGGAAGGAGAGGAAGAGGAGGAGGAAGGAGAGAAAGAGAAGGAGGUGGUGGAGGUGGAGUGUGUGGCUCCUACAGGAUCCACCAGCAGCAUCGCCAUCGACGAGCUGGACUUUUACCACCCAGAUCCCUUCGUACACUGUGAGACUGAACACAACCUUUUCAAGGAUGACCUCUUCCCCAAGACAGCCACAUCUGACGUCUUUGCUGACGACCCGUUCAAAGGCACCGACCCGUUCGCCGCAGACGUCCUGUUUCCAGAAAGGUCAGAGGUCACGUAUCCCACCGCCGAACCCCUCGCUGACUCCUCCUCCCCUCCGGAGGCGGGGCUUAAUGACGAGGGGGACACCAGUCUGUCCUGCGCGGAGAACAAGGCGUCGACGGGGACGCAGUGCUUCGAGUCUGAGUUCCCAGACGAGGACGAGUCCAGCGACAUCGAGAUCAGCUACAGUCGGGAGGACUUGGAUACGGUUGCCAUGGGUGACGACCCCGCCGCGACCUCCGACGCCGAAACCCUGGGGUUCAAACCCAUACAAGCCCCUCGGACCAUGUCCCUGGACACUCAGGCCAGCGACCAGGCGGGGCCGGAGGGAUUGGAACCAUCGGUUCUGGACCCCAGCAGAACCACCAGGUCCAACACCUGGGCUUCUCAACCCAACUACUCCACUGAGUCCGACCCUAACGGGUACGAGUUCGACAUCAACGCUGUGUCGCCUCCCUCGGACAUCGAAGAGCUCAGUCUGGGUUCGAUGCCCGCCAGCUACGACUCUGCAGCAGCUGGGUUCGAGUCCCGGCCAAACCCUGGUUUCUCACCAGCUGAUUCAGACACUCCGGACGUCUGCGGGCUUGAGACCCUCCCUGGGAGUGAGGAGGCUGGACCCGACCCAGACCAGCCCGAGUGCCUUGAUGCCUCCAGCCCACCAGGUGGCGCCACCUCUGACGUCGCCGACCCGCCACCGGCUCACCCGGAGCCACAGGGCAGCGCGGAGCUGGGUGACGGCAUCUGCUUCAACCGCUCCCAGCGAUCCGAUUCAGAGCUGGACAGCGCCAUCGGCCUUGACGCCCAGAGCAGCUCGGAACACAACAGUAAGUUCAGCUUCGGGACCAAUAGCUUUGAGUUCUCCUACGAGCCCAGUAACCAGGCCUCGUUCGACCCGUAUGGGUUCAAACUGAGCCCGGAACACAACAGCAUCCAGGACAUCCUUGACCCUUACGGUUCCGACCUCGGCUCAGAACCGGGUAACAACGCCUCCUUCGACCCUUACGAGUUCAAACCCUCUUCCUCCCAGCCCGAUGACGAGGCCGCGACCUACGACCCCUACGGAUUCGACCUCCUGCCUCAGAGAUCCCACAGGGAAACCUCUGACCCGUACGGGUUCAAGCUCAGCCCGGAGACGGACACCCUGCUCCACUUCGGCGGCAGCGCCGACGACGCCUACGACCCCCUCGAGGCAGACAACAACAACACCCCCUUCUCCAAGAUGGACCCCUUCAGCUUUGAGCUGCAACCACAACCCGACCAGUUCCCCACUAGCAACGACCUACUGGGACUGGAGCUCAGCAACACUGUGGCAGAAGAACACGUCUCCUCCUCCGAGACUAACAACCCCACGUCAGCCUGCGCCUCUUCCUCCACUUCUUCCUCCACAACAAACAUGGCCGCCGGGAUGGGCUGCGAUCUGCUGGGAGGCGACCUGGACUCCGUGUUCGGGACGGGGGUUUACGUGGCCUGUGACGACGUGGCAGACGACCUGGAGCCCUUCGAGCACCGGGUGGGAAACCCCGAAGGGCCUCCCCUUGACAACCGGGUCGUCAGGGCGAGGGAGGCGGCCCACUCUGAGUCGUCCGACACGGUGGCGGACUGGAUGACUGUCCGGUCGAAUUCCAAGGAGUCGUUUGGUCCGGUCAACUCUCGCACAUGCAGCCUGGACAAAUGACCUCUCACCUCCGACCUGUGGCAAGGUCACCUGACUUACAGAGACUCCGUCAGAGGGUCACGAUGAUGGAGAGGAGUUGGGAGGAGACGAGGCAGGAGAGAGGAGAGAGGAGAGAAAGGAGAGAGAGAGGCCCUUCCCUCUAAAGCUGGCAUGUCUAAAACUCAAACUGUUGACCCCGUUCAAUGGGACGGGUACAAUUUAAAGUGGUUAAUGUUUAUUGAAAUGACUACAAAUUUCGGGAAGAUUGUUUGUAAUAAUCAAAAGGUUGAGGGAGGGUUGCUGUGAUUUCAAUAUUGAAGAUAAUAGUUGUAGAUGAUAUUAGUUGUUUUACAGUCCCGUAGUGUAGACUCCCCUUGAAUUCUGGGCCUCAAGGGACCAGAUUACUGGUCUGCGUACGUCCAAUAGAAUCUCUCUGAAACUGUAAACAGGAAAUGUGUUCUCAACUCUCAUCACUCUACCCUCUCACCUUUAGCCAAUCAGCGUUGAGGAGUGUGAUAAGUCAUGGUGGUUAACAGACGCUCAUAUCCAUACCGAUGUAUCAAGUACACAUAGAAGCCAAAUGUAGAAAUAUAACUGCCUCCAUUUUAAAUAACAUCAGGUGUGCUUGUGACUGACUUCAUUACACUGGUCCUCUUGAGGCCAGUGAUGAGGUUCCACCCCUUCCAGCCAGAUGCCCCACCUCCUAAACCAUGAAGCUCCACCCCUUUAGCCAGCUGCCCCACCCUCUGAUGCUUGAAGCUCCACCCCUUCCAGCCAUCCACUCUGCCCCUAAAGCAUGAAGCCCCACCCCUUCUAACCAGUCACCCUGCCCCCUACAACACGAAGCUCCACCCCUUCUAACCAGUCACCCUGCCCCCUACAACACGAAGCUCCGCCCCUUCUAACCAAUCACCCUGCCCCCUACAACACGAAGCUCCGCCCCUUCUAACCAGUCACCCUGCCCCCUACAACACGAAGCUCCGCCCCUUCUUGCCAAAGUACACACCAGGGUGGACCCUUACAUCCGUGCUUGGCUGAGGACAGCAGUUUGGACCUGAACCUUCUAAGAGUAGGACUGGUCAUCGAGACGACUGCUGUGCUCAUGUACUAGACUGACUCUGUGCGUAUAUUAUGGGCUGGGCUGGGUUAGGCUCGGCCAUGGUACAUUGUGGAGUCUACAAUACUACUUUUGGCGUGUGUUUUAAAGCAUGGGGUGGGGUGAGGGGGCGAUAGGAAGGUAGGGCAGGUUCCGGGCACCCAGGGCCGCCUGAGCAAUUUAAGUUGAUGAAUAAUUUAGUUGUUUUGAAGUGAAGCCAAGCGUAGUACUGUAGUACAGUUAUUAUUCAUGUCACGUUAAAACCCCCAGAGCAGGAGCUUUCCGAACUCUCACCUCUCGAACCUCAAAUCCUCUUAAACCCUCUCAACAACCACAAACCAAUAGCCCAGCUCAGCCCCUAAGCCUCCGUCCACACUUCCUGAAGAGCUGGGCUGGCUGGAGAGACGCCAGCCACGUGGGGAUAUUUCCAACACAACUCCGGACACCCAGAGAGCCACGUUACCGGUCACUUACACCCAGCCGACCCUUGUGAGAUCUGCUCAAGGCUCCGGGUGAGGGACUAGGGUCUGGAUUGGGAUUAGGCCGGAUCUGCUUCUGAGUGAGUGGGUGCUUCGAAGCCAGAGCUCUCCAGCCCUGCGCCUGUGAGAGCCAACUUCUUGCAGGGUUUCGCUUCAACUCCAACUAACCCGAUUCUGAUACUAAUAUUCUGGUUGACAGGCUGAAUCAGGUUUGUUUCAGCAGUGUGUUGGAGCUUAACCUCCUACAGCAGGGUAGUUUAGCUUUCCAGGAACAACACUGGAGACUCCUGCUCUAAGCCAUACUAACCGACUGUAAAUACAACUUUUUCCAGUGCAAUACCAACCAGAGCCAGCAGGGGGCUGUUGGUAACAGAAACACAGCAGUGCUUCUGUUACCAUGAACACCCUAAACGCAUCAAAGGUUGAGAUGUUUAAUAAUGACCAACCUUGCAUACAAGUGUAGCUUAAAUGUUCACCCGUUGAGAUGUUUGUGUUGAAUCCUCACAUAUGUGGUUAAUACUGCCUCAGCCUAUACUGGUGCUUGGUACAAACUAAGUGUUUUUUUUUCUAAAACUGCAGUUCAGCGUAAUGACACAGCAGAUGAAUUCUUAUCAAUAACAAGUAGGCCUACAUUUCCUGUACAAAAAUUGCAUGAGAAACAUCUGCUUCGACGCAUAGAUUACCAGAAAACACACAGCUAAAUGGUCAUGGUAGAGUAGCAAUGCAAGUGAAUUUUUAUUUUGUAACAAAUGAAAAACAACGUUAAAAAAUGUAUCGAUUCUGUGUUUGGGUGUAUGCGCAUCGUGGGGUGUGCAAGCCGCGCACAAUAUAGCCUAGCGAUGUUUUCAUACUGUUUUCUAUAUGUAUUUCAUGAUUCUACAUGAUUCUACUUAAAUUAUCAUCAAAAUAGGUUUUGAAGAAGCACAUGGAGAGGAACUUCCAGCCAGGAAUAGCUGUGCGAUUGGUUUAGAAACCAAGGUGUUCGUUAAAACCAUCUCCUCUGCUUCUAGGCCUAGUGAGCAUAUAGGCCUAAGUAUCGCUUUCCUUAGUUAUAACCUUUCGCAGACAAGAAUUUCUAAAUUAUUAGCACGAACUGAAUUGUCUCAACUUAACUUUUCAACUUGUUACACUAGCACCUGGAGAACUCGCUUCUGACUUUACUUUGAAACCACACGUCACAUCACUUCCUUUCCAGGUGUUAGAAUAACGAUCUCCGGAGUCAGGGACUGCUGCACCAAAACACUUUGACAACAUUCCAAAUAUAGACACUUCUUGAAGACAAUGAUUCGGCUUGACAGACAAGGACCUAGCCAUGCAGACAGACAGACAUCAGGCAGGCGAGCAGACAGACAGACAGAAAGACAGACAGACAGACAGACAGACAAACAAAAAGGCAAACAGGGAGACAGGCAGACAGACAGGCAGACAGACAGAGUAGAACAAAGUAUGACAUUUAAACUACGAAAGACACAUUAGGAGAUCCUGUAGGCCUACAGAAACUCCAACAUUCAUCACAAAGUCAUUAUAUCUACUAGGUAUAUAUAAUACUUGUUAGAUUACGUUCCCAGUGCACAUGACCAUAUAGCAUAUAGAUCUUUAUGUUUUAUUUUGUGUAUGUGUGUUUUAUGUUUUAUUUUAUUUUGCACUUUGAAGCCCACUGACGAGAAUAACAAGUAUACUCUUUUCUGUGAAUGGUGUUGUAACUGUUGUGUAAUUUAAAGUGUCUGAACAAAAAGUUAAUAAAUUAUUCCAACAGGA